Salvelinus sp. IW2-2015 is the source of this 904-nucleotide messenger RNA. Its product is annotated as neuroligin-3-like. Lineage: Eukaryota; Metazoa; Chordata; Actinopteri; Salmoniformes; Salmonidae. Gene Ontology annotation, biological process: presynaptic membrane assembly; modulation of chemical synaptic transmission; chemical synaptic transmission. Gene Ontology annotation, cellular component: cell surface; synapse; postsynaptic specialization membrane. The record is from RefSeq and is a predicted model, not a curated record. Gene Ontology annotation, molecular function: signaling receptor activity; neurexin family protein binding.
AUGUUCCACUACACCUCUACCACCACCAAGGUACCGCUACAUCUCUUUAACUCACACCUGUAUAACCUCCACGACAUGUUCCACUACACCUCUACCACCACCAAGGUUACCUCACAUCUCUUUAACUCACACCUGUAUAACCUCCACGACAUGUUCCACUACACCUCUACCACCACCAAGGUCCCCCCGUCCGAGACGACCCAGAACGCCCUGUCCACUAAGAAGACGUGGCCCUUCAACACCAAGCGGCCCCCCAUGUCCCCGGCCUACAACAACGAGGAUAAUGAGGCGUGGAACGGAGACGAGGAGACCGGCCCGUUGGUCAUAGAGAACCCCAGGGACUACUCUACGGAGCUCAGCGUCACCAUCGCCGUGGGAGCCUCGCUGCUCUUCCUCAACGUUCUAGCCUUCGCAGCGCUUUACUACCGGAAGGAUAAACGGAGGGAGGCRURGGSAGGUCGCCGCGGUCAACCCAGCCCACAGACCCGCCACGGCCAGGCUACGUCCAACGACAUCYGRCACCACCAGSGUCCCAACGAGGAGGAGAUCAUGUCCCUGCAGAUCAACCAGACGCACCACGAGUGUGAGGCGAUGGGGGUGGGGAACCCGGGGAAUGACGYYGGGCUGCGUCUGGCCUCGCUUCCCGACUACACUCUGACCCUGCGGAGGUCACCGGARGACAUCCCUCUGAUGACCCCCAAUACCAUCACCAUGAUCCCAAACUCUCUUGUGGGGAUGCCCAACCUGCACCCUUACAACACUUUCACAGCCGGGUUCAACUCCACCGGCCUGCCCCACUCCCACUCCACCACCCGGGUAUAGCUUUACGGAGGAGAGGGAUGGUGGAGGAGAGGAGAGAGAGGGUGAUGGAGCAGGAGAAGAGGAUUCUGUUUUAUAAAUAUCA